AUAUGGAUGGACAAUGAUAAUGCGGACGCCAUUCUGCUGCCAAAAUCCGCUCGCAAAGCAAUUAGUGAAAGUGCUGGCAAAAAGAGUGUUUUGACCAAAUUGGAGAACGUUAUCCUCAGCCACAAAUCGCAUCCGACGCUACUCAAAGACUCCAACACAAAAUGGCCAAAAUCAUCGAUCUGCAAGGAGACGCCGCAGAAGCAGCAUCGGCAACAGCUGCAGGAGAAGAGUUAUGCGGGGCAGUCAAUUGAAGGGGGGCUGUGGAAAGCAGCGGAAUUGAGUGCUGCCAAUAAUCUGAAUAAAUGUUUGCGCAAUUGCCAAAAACCAAUAUCACCAAAUUGGAUGGAACCCUUGCUAAGUGAGCAACUUAUCGAUAAACUGCUAAACAAUACACUCGCUGGGGAUGAACUUAGAGUGCCCGAUAUACCCGCUUAUCCCGAUUUAGAUCAGGAUGAAUUUGCACUUAAGUCUUUAACAGAUAAACUAAAUGAAUCUGUGGAGAAGUCUACCGAAGUAUUUGAGGUCAUGCUGCCGCCAGUCUUAUAUGAUAUUGAUUUCGACGAGGAACCGUUUAAGUUUUAAAUAUGUGUUGGAUAAAUAAGGUGUUUAUAUGAUGAAAACAGAUAAGAACUGAGCAUGGCAAAUGAAUAAUGUA
Molecule: messenger RNA, 655 nt
Organism: Drosophila grimshawi
Lineage: Eukaryota; Metazoa; Arthropoda; Insecta; Diptera; Drosophilidae
Exons: 2
Coding region: 7-582 (191 amino acids)
Source: RefSeq, a predicted model, not a curated record